AUGGUGCCCUUGGACACACAACUUCUCCCUCUCCACACAAUCUGGGGAAUGGGGCGGCUGAUGCGCCAAAUCCUAAGUACUCACGCCCAUCACGCUUUCACAAGUCCGACGAUGGCUCACUUUCCUCUCGCUUACACUCGCUAUAACGUCGAGCAAUUAGUAUGGAACGCCAUACAGCGGUGGCUCGCCGGAUGGACGGUCCUGCUCCUGUCGACUUGGUAUGCACUGCCUGAUGGCCCACGACACAGUAUGAACACCAUCCACAAUCACCGUCUUUCCCAAAGUGGCCGCGGACACGGAGGAGGCAGUAUGGAGCGAGUCAACGUCUUCAUUCAGCCUUUGAUGGCUCAUAUGAACGUGGUGAUCGAGCAUUUGAAGAGGGCGGGGGCGACCAUACACCACCUCACAACCUACCCUCCUCAAUAUCAACAUCCCGGCGAGAGUUACAUCCUCGUCCCCACUCCCAAAGCGAUCGACUAUCCUCCAGACCACAGCCUCUCCAAAGACAGCCUGUCCAAGAGCUCUCCCUGGGCUUUCCAAGUUACCGUCACCUUCCUAGACGUCCGGCUUACGGACCGGGACGUCCGACCUUGGCAUGACCCCAUCUUCCGCCCUCUUCCCUUCGACCUCCCGAUCCCCAAUUUCCCGUCCACUACCAUCCUCGGUCCACCUGGUCCAGUCACGACGGCGUAUCGCUACUUUUGCGUCGCGGCGAGGGACGGUCCCCAGGCGUACUGCCACGAUAUCUUCUUCCAUACCGACCACCGCCCGGACUAUCGCACAAUCGACACAGUCAUCGUCUUCCCCAGGCUGAAUGGGACUUUCUUCGACUUUGGGCUGGACCGGUUCUGGUCCUUCCCGGCAGCCAAAGACAAUACCUCCACGCCGUUCGACACACUAAGGUACCUUGUCGAUAGGGAGGUACCGCCCAUCUUCCUCGGUGCGCCAUGGCUCCAGCAGGUCGCGGAGGGGAAACAGGAGGUACUCGUCGAAACGGGUCAAUUCGCGUUCGCGCUCCCCGAGCUCCGGCGUCGGGUGUACGACCACCGCGACAAGGUAGCGGCGUCUCGACAACCCCCUCCGGUCCCUCCCCGCAUAUACCGCUCGCAGUACUGCCGACCUCCCCACCCUUUCCCUUCCUUCGCGCCCGGGUACCCAAUAACGGCGCGGCUCCCAGGUAUCCCAUCCUCGGACGGUGUCCCUGGACUCGAGGUGGAGUCGGACAAGCGUAAGCUGGAUGGACAGCCCGAGCCGGACGCCGACUGGGCCGGCAAGCGGCAGAGAUACAUGGGAGGCGACCAAGAGGCGGGGCCGUCGAGGAUCUAUCAAGAGGAGCAGGGGGACAAGCGGACCGGGGCGCAGGAGGAGGCGGAAGAGGGGGAGAUUGCCGAAGAGCCCGAGAGGGAAGAACAGCCGGCUCCAGUCAUGGCUGUCCCGCUCUCGCUACGCAGUCCGUCAGUGACCGAGGUUGGCGCACCGUCCCAGCUGUGGAACUACGUCGAGCUGGUCCUCGGCGUUGAUAUCGAGAUGGAUAAGGUAGCCAAGACGCUUCUAGAGGUCUUUGAUGUCACGGAGUACAGGUUUGCCCAGAACCCACAGUCCAGCUUCCCCGACGCUGUGCAGGGAUCUCGGCCGUCUCCUAUCCUACAAGUGGGGACCACGGUCGAUCGAGGUAUAUCUAUGGUCAUCCGCUUCAUCAUGCAAAACAUUGAGGGGGUUGCGAACAUCGACAUCCGCCUUCCCGCCAGCUUAGUAUCAGAGAAGCUUGAGGACGCCGUGGCUCAAGGAUGGGACAUAACGAAUGAUCCGCUGGAGAAACGGCGUCCAUGGCAUGCAACCCCGCCCAAGAUCCUUGCGUUAUCUAUAUCGGGCGCGUCGGAGUGGGAGGAUCAGGUCCGGACACUAUGCGGGAGACUGGAUGGGGGAUGGCCGAAGGUCCCGGCUCAAGUCAGAUGGGAUUGA
This is a messenger RNA of Dioszegia hungarica, 1962 nucleotides long. RefSeq lists its product as uncharacterized. The record is from RefSeq and is a predicted model, not a curated record. Bases 1 to 1962 code for a protein of 653 amino acids. Lineage: Eukaryota; Fungi; Basidiomycota; Tremellomycetes; Tremellales; Bulleribasidiaceae. The transcript has 7 exons.